Messenger RNA from Verticillium dahliae VdLs.17, 2580 nucleotides. RefSeq lists its product as uncharacterized. NCBI's taxonomy places the organism in Eukaryota, Fungi, Ascomycota, Sordariomycetes, Glomerellales, Plectosphaerellaceae. Bases 1 to 2580 code for a protein of 859 amino acids. The transcript has 8 exons. The record is from RefSeq and is a predicted model, not a curated record.
AUGGACCCGUCUACUCGGGACGUAGAGUCCUUUGCGGCGAGCCUCGACGCCUUCCGAUCAUGUCUGGACGAGAGCCAGAGCGCCGCCUUUGCCUCGGCCAACUUUGACGACCUGCAGCUCGACAUUCUCGCCAUCCAGGCCGACCAGGAUCGCCACCGCACCAUGAUGAACCUGCCGCGCCUCAACUCCUUUCUCGCCGGCAUGGAAGGGCUCGAUUCGGCCUUGCGUUGUUUCCUCUCGGACGAAAUCGUCACCACCCUCAUGGCCCACAUCUGGGGACCGACCCGUUGGUUUUUAAAGACGGCUAGUGUAGACGACUUUGCCUUUGACCAACUCCUUGACGUGUACUACUUGCUGGGGCAGGAGUUUGUGCCCUUCAACGAGCCCUCAUGGCGAGGUCUCGCGGCUAACUUUGAGGCUAUCGCUGUGAGCCUUAAAAUGCACGCCGCCGUGAUCGAGGAAGUCAUGUUUCGAACCACUUCCAGCUCCCCCGCGGCCCAGCGGCGCGCGUCUGAUACCAUGUCAGACAUUGUCUGGGAUCGUUCAUCCGUGGCCGCCAAGAUGCACCAGUACUCUGUCCAAAGGCAAGUCCUGUGGCAAGAUUUCGACGCGCAAGCGCGCGACCGCAUGCAGCGGCAGAGCCUCGAGGUGUCACGCUGGAUAGCGGCGUCCCCCGUGACCGAUGCAUUGCACGCCGAGUAUUGUCGCGCCAGGGCCAGCGUGCCCGGCGCCGGACGAUGGCUGCUCGGACGCCCCGAGAUAGGCAGGUGGUUGACAGCACCGGACCUUGACAGUCCUGUGAUAUGGCUUCACGGCAAGCCCGGAAUUGGCAAGACUGUGCUCUCCUCGAUGCUCGUAGAGGAAUGCGUCUCUCUGCAGCGGCAGGGGGAGGUUCCGCCAGCCUCACAAGUCCACUUCUUCUACUGCGAGGAAGGGGAUGCCAACCUCAACACUGCACUCGGCGUGUUCAGGGGGCUUCUCCACCAGCUGCUACUCUCUCGAGAAGAUCUGCUGUCGACAAUGCUGGACGAGGCGCGCAACGGCGGCCAGCUCACAUUGAGCACGAGUGAGACGGCUCGAGACCUCGUGGAGCUGUGCCUGGAAAGCCCUUCGCGACGCUACAUCGUCAUUGAUGGUCUUGAUGCGUGUGAGCCCUCAGAAGCGAAGCGCGUCGUGAGCCUGUUGACGCACAUGGCCAAGAAGCCUGGGCUGAAAAGAGUGUUCGACGCAGCCAACAUGUUGGAGAUUGAUCCAGCACAAAACCUUCGUGACAUUCACCACUAUGUAGGUGUGCGCUUGGCGAAAGCCACAGGCCUGCCUCUCAACGAAGACGAGACGAACCAGCUGCAGGACCAGGUGACGCGUCAGAGCGGUGGUCUAUUUCUCAAUGCCCAUCUCGCCACCGAGAGUCUCAUGCUGCAGCGUUCGCGAACAGAGCUGCAGGAAGCUGCUAGUCGCGACAAUAACACUGGUGACUGGUAUGCCAGAAUACUCAGUGGUGUCAUGCAGCGGGUCGAUCAGGAGUUCCGAGGUGGCAGGGAACGGGCUUCGGCCCUCUUCUCCUGGCUGUCCGGUGCGAAGCGACCAUUGCACUGGCACGAGGUCCUCCCUGGAACGAGGAUUCAGUUGAUCCAUCAGACUGCCAAAAUGCACAUUGAGAUGCCACGAGCGCAAUGCGACUUGGCCAUCUUUUGUCUCGACCACCUGUCGCAGCCUUGGUUCGAUCCUGAUUGCCCUGAAGUUGACCGCCGGGGCCAUGCUCUCCAGGGACGACUGGCACUCGAAGACUACAUUGUAGCCAACUGGGCCGGCCACCUCGAAGCCGUGCUUCACGACUGCAAGCAUCUUCUCAAGGACACGCCGUAUGGUUCGGCAUUCGAGCGGGCCCUCGUUAAUUUUUUCCACAUUCAUCACGCUGGUAUUUCGCAAAAUACCGACGCUCCGCCCGUUUUGAGAGCGCACGACAUUCCUGGUAUCGCCUCUCACGCGAAGCUGCUGGCGCUUUACACGCACGUGUAUAACCACAGAAAGAGCGGGCAUCAUGACCCGCGAGUCAGCGUGGUCACAGUCGACGACGCCUUCAGCAAGAAUCGAAAGGUGCUUGAAGCCCUCGCGUCUACCGUCGGUGGUCGAGGCGCCCUUGCUGUCGCAUACGGCCCAAAGAUGUUCAAGUGUAGUCAACCGGCCUGCGACUUCUUCUCAGAAGGCUUCGAGACCGAAGCCGAGCGCGAUCACCAUUUGAACCGCCACGAGCGGCCCUUCCCUUGUCCACUGGACGGUUGCACCCAAGCGCCGUUUGGCUUCACUACGAAGAAGGACAGGGAACGACACGUCCGCCACUACCAUCCUGAGGAAAGCGACCAACCUCCUGCGUUUGUACAGCCAACGCGCAGAGUGGAAGACGCCAGAUUUUUGUGUAACAUCUGCGGCAAGAGCUUCACGCGCAAUAUCAACCUCAAGGGACACAUGAGAAGCCACUUUGGCGAGAGGCCUUUCGCGUGCUCAAGUUGCGGCAAAGCGUUCACCAGGCUCAAUGAUUGUCGUAGGCAUGAGAAGAUACACGUCAAGAAGGCAGAGUAG